Molecule: messenger RNA, 2108 nt
Organism: Misgurnus anguillicaudatus (oriental weatherfish)
Lineage: Eukaryota; Metazoa; Chordata; Actinopteri; Cypriniformes; Cobitidae
Source: RefSeq, a predicted model, not a curated record
AUGUUUAAUGUGUCUGGCGGUUUGUGACUUGUGCCAGGGCUAGCAUCGCUAAUCAUAGCUUACAUCAACUUUUACUAGCAGUGAUUUUAAAUGGAUUUUUCCAAAUAGCAUGACAAAAUGUACCUUUCCAGUAGAAACUUCGCAUGGGAAGCCCAACCUGUCCUAUUAGCUCACGCCAGCUGCCAGCGUGUCUCCCAUAAACACUCUGGUCUUGUUUCUUUCUUCAUAGUCCUUUCUCUUCUUGUCAUAUAAUUUGUAGACACUUUUUCUCUUGCAACCCUCAGACAUUUUGAAAAAAAACACAGUGAGAACGCGAGCUUCAAUGAAUGGUUGAAACGUAGCACAACACACAUACACGUGAAAGUGCGCAUGUGCAGAAAGCGAACCUAGGGACGAGCACGUCCGACGGCCUUAUGUAAACAUAUCAUCAGAAUGAUUGACAACUGGGAUGACCAAUAAUAUAGGGUUCCUAACAUUGGAUAACUUUAAUGUAACCUGUAAUGAACUAAAUAUUUGUGCUGCGAGGGGGACAAAGAUGACAGUGUGGUGCGAAUACUCAAACAUCAACAUCACAACUGGGUUCUGGUUCAGUCAGAAACAGAGAACAAACUGGAGAAACAAAGAUGAACCUGAAGAUUUGACUUUAGAUUCAGAUUACUCAGGACGAAUGAGUCAAGAGAUCACUAAAGAUUACUCACGACUCUCAAUAAAUGAUCUGAUAGAGAGAGACAGUGGAGAAUAUCAGCUCAUGUUCAUUAUGAAGGAUGGAGUUAAACAUCUCAGCUCAGUCACAGUCAAUCUAACAGUCACAGUUUUACAGGUGAAGAUGAAUCCUGAAUCUACAGGACAGCGAGUAAAACUGAGCUGUGAUUCCUCCUGCCCUUUAACAUCGGAAAAUUAUUACUUCUGGUUCAAGAGUGGACAACAUUUAACAUACAACCAAAGCAUAUUUGUGUCAUCCAGUGAAAAAACUGACAGUUAUUCCUGCGUUAAGUCUGUUUCAGUUCCCUCUUCAUCUGUGUGUCUUUCUAACAGUAGCUGUAGGGAUGUGAUUUACACCUCUACAGAAGUUUGUGCUUUAGUGGGAUCAACAGUAGAUAUUCACUCUUCAUACCCACAUCCCACUGGAUAUACAGCAGAGAAAACAUACUGGGGUUACUUUCAUCCUCCUGAGGGACUCCGAGAUCUGCGUGAGGAUCAUCCGUUUUCUGGUCGUGUGGAGUUUGUGGGAAACACAAUGAGAAUUAAUGACGUCAACACGAGUGACUCUGGAGAAUAUUACUUCAGGUUCAUCACUAACACAUCAAAUGAAGUUAUUGGUUCUCCUGGAGUCGAUCUUACUGUUACAGAUACACAUGUGAGAAGCAGCCCAGACCCUGUGAUAGAUGGAGAAAAAGUGAUAUUAAGCUGUUCAACUGAAUGCACUCUGGAUAACAAACAUACUUACAUCUGGUAUAAGAAUGGACAACAGGUAACAGAUGGAUUGACAUUAUUAAACAAGUUGUACCUGGACUCAAUCAACAGUGAGGAGCUAUAUGAGUAUUCCUGUACUGUAAGAGAUACAAUGGACAAAACAAAUACUUAAAUACAUAAAACUGUAUGAUACUGAUUAAAACAAGGCUUGGCUUUCUGAAGGUUUGCUACUAUAAUGUUUUAAUAAAGCUUUUUUGUACCUGCCUUUCAGAGAUAUGACACACCCUGAACUUGUGGACUUCCUCAGAGUCGACACGUUGAUGACAUUAUUUAGUGCAGACUUUAGGGACACUUACACACAAGGGCACACCAGAGCCGUGUUUUGGAACAGACUCGAGCGUCAUGCCGAAAAUAAGAAGAGAAGUUGCCCAUCAGUGUGUCUGAUGUAAAUGAGCUUUUUUAUUAAACUGUCACAGCUCCAGAUUGUCUGCCAGCCUUUAAGCUCAUUUGCAGACUGCUUAUUUUUAGACCCACAUGAGUUGCAUUGGAAAGUCUGAAAGUAAGUUUUCAUCAGCUCAAUUUAAUACUUUUUAUAGGUUUUAAAUUAUAUACAUUAAUUUCUUAAUAGUUUCUCCAAAUACCAAUUUAGAAAAUAUAAAACAUAUGCAGAUUAUUGGCUCAGUUUAUUAGUAAUG